GUCAAAAGCCAGUACCAUUCGUCACACUCACGUAAUCCAUCUCAUACCAGAAACCGUUGGGGGGUUGGUGUUUAUCUUUCAAUAUCAAUCAAUGCAUUUCACUCCAAUUUCUUAUUCCCCAUCAAAUCUCUCUCGAAUCCUCCGUCAAUGGCUUCAACCGACCUCAAAUCCGCCGCCAUAAUGGACCAGAUGAAAGCUCAUCUUGCCACCGACGCCGGCAAAGCCAUCACCAAAAAGAUCGGCCUUGUUUACCAAAUCAACAUCGCUCCAAAGAAACUUGGAUUUAAUGAGGAGACUUACGUUGUGGAUCUGAAAAAAGGAGAGGUUACCAAAGGUCCAUAUGAAGGUGGAAAGCCGGAUGCCACUUUUUCUUUCACAGAUGAAGACUUCUUCAAGGUUGCCACCGGGAAAAUGAACCCUCAAAUGGCUUUCAUGAGGGGCGCAAUAAAGGUGAAAGGCAGUUUGAGCGCAGCCCAGAAAUUCACACCGGACAUCUUCCCAAAACCUUCAAAGAUGUAGUGUUGUUGAUAUAUUGUGUAAACAAGGUAAUAAGUGCGUUACUUUCUCCGUGUUCUAUUUUAAGUGGAACGUUAUUCUGUGUUGUUAUUUCUUUACUUCAUUAACAUAAUGUUUCACAUAAUCUACUACUGCUGAUCGUUUGGAUA
Helianthus annuus (common sunflower) is the source of this 665-nucleotide messenger RNA. RefSeq names its product non-specific lipid-transfer protein. Bases 148 to 519 code for a protein of 123 amino acids. The transcript has 4 exons. The record is from RefSeq and is a predicted model, not a curated record. Gene Ontology annotation, cellular component: cytosol. NCBI's taxonomy places the organism in Eukaryota, Viridiplantae, Streptophyta, Magnoliopsida, Asterales, Asteraceae.